UUCAAAACUGCGUCGUUUUCGGAACUCUGAAUCCCUCCAUGUUCGUCGUCCUCUUUCUCGCUCUUGCACACAAAAACACACUGCGCUCCAAUCUUCUCUGCCAAAUCUGUGCUCCGAUCUUCUCCGGUCUCGAUCUCGAAGAAGAUGAGAGUAGCAUCUUCGUCUAUCACCGUCUCUUUGCAACUUGCUUUUCUCCUGCUCAUCGCUUCCGUUUGUAGAUCGAAUUCGUCGCCGGCGGUCGAUCCGUUUUAUGGCAUUUCCCCUCAAGAUGAGAAGUAUUACAAGUCGUCUUCGGAGAUAAAGUGUAAAGAUGGAUCGAAUAAAUUCACGAAAGCUCAGCUCAAUGACGACUUUUGUGAUUGUCUGGAUGGGACUGACGAGCCAGGUACCUCAGCAUGCCCAAAUGGAAAAUUCUAUUGCCGGAACGCAGGCCACUCCCCCCUGAUUUUAUUUUCUUCCAGAGUCAAUGAUGGUAUUUGUGAUUGUUGUGAUGGAAGUGAUGAGUAUGAUGGUAAACUGAAAUGCCCAAAUACAUGCUGGGAGGCGGGAAAAGCUGCUAGAGAAAGGUUGAAGAAAAAAAUUGCCACAUAUAGUGAAGGGCUGGUUUUAAGGAAACAGGAAAUUGACCAGGCAAAGGCAGGUCUGGUGAAGGACGAAGCAGAAUUGAAGAAGCUUAGAAGCGACGAGAAAAUUUUGAAAGCCCUUGUUCAACAACUUAAAGAGCAUAAAGAACAAAUUGAGAAGGCAGAGGAGAAGGAACGUCUCCAGAAAGAAACUGAGGAGAAGGAAAGAAAAGAAGCCGAAUUAGCAGCCCAGAAAAAAAAGGAGGAUGCUGAGGAGAAAAAAGAUAACAAUGAAAAGGUUGAUGAAAGCACUGAUGAAGAAAAGAUGCCAGGAGGAUUGCAUGAUGAUGGAAAGCCCUCCGAAAAAUCAAAUGACGGUGAGAUUGGUAAUGUCAAGGAUUCUCCUCCAGAUGAGGAAGGAGCAGUUGAAUAUGACAUGGCGGGUAUAUCAGAAGAGGCUUCUCCUCGUAAACCUGUGGACCAGCAUGUUGUGGAGGAUAUAAAGGCGAAAUCAACCUCUUCUGAGGAUUCGUCAACAACUGGCUUUGAAAAUGAUGGUGCCACUGAAAAGGAGGAUCGACAUGAGGCAAAGAUAGUGGAGGAUGUUACAUCUGAGAAGACUGAGGAGUUAUCAAGGGAUGAGUUGGGGCGUCUUGUUGCCUCUCGUUGGACAGGAGAGAAAUCUGACAAGAAGUCUGAGGCAGUGGAUAGUGCGAAAGCUGAUGAUCGGGAAAGCCAUGAGCAUGUGUCCAGUUCACAUGAAGAGGAUGAUGGUUUUGUUUCUGAUGCUGAUGAUGAUAGUGGCAAUGAUGACAAAUAUAGAAACCAUGAUUCAGAGGAUGAUGCCUAUGAAGAGGAAUAUCACCACGAUCACGAUGAUUCUAGUUCCUCCUAUAAAUCUGAUGUAGACAAUGAUCUGAAUCUAGCAGAAACAACUGUGUCAAGCCCAUCUUGGUUGGAUAGGAUACAACAGACCGUCAAGACCAUAAUGCAAGCUAUGAAUUUGUUCCAAACUCCGGUAGACAAAUCGGAGGCUGAUCGCAUACGCAAAGAAUACGAUGAGUCCAGUUCAAAACUAUCUAAGAUGCAGUCAAGGAUCUCGAGUUUGGAAAAGAAGCUUAAGAAAGACUUCGGACCUGAGAAGGAGUUCUAUUCAUUCUACGGUCGUUGUUUUGAGAGCAAACAGGGAAAGUAUACUUACAAAGUCUGCCCGUACAAAGAAGCGUCACAGGAGGAGGGUUAUUCGACAACUCGGUUAGGGGAAUGGGAGAAAUUUGAGGACUCAUAUCGAGUCAUGGCAUUUUCAAACGGUGAUACGUGCUGGAAUGGUCCUGAUAGAAGCUUGAAGGUGAAGCUAAGAUGCGGAUUGAAGAAUGAGCUUAUGGACGUCGAUGAACCAAGCCGCUGCGAAUAUGCAGCAGUGUUAUCCACACCGGCCCGCUGUUUGGAAGAAAAGCUUAAGGAACUGCAACAAAAGCUCGAGCAGUUGAAACAAGAAGAGCCUCAGAAACACGACGAGCUCUAAUCUUGAAUUCGAUAUCUUAACAUCAUGCUCCGGUAAUCUUUCGCUUUAUAUAUUUAUAUUAAUGUAUUCAUUUCGUCGUAUUUUUACCAAAGUAGCAUUGAGAGAAUUAUACCUUUGUGCGAAUCGAAUCAAAUUCAUCGAGGCUAACUAGUGACAAAAAAAAGGUCGUCUUUUCUUU
This is a messenger RNA of Tarenaya hassleriana, 2266 nucleotides long. Its product is annotated as glucosidase 2 subunit beta-like. Gene Ontology annotation, cellular component: glucosidase II complex. The transcript is spliced from 16 exons. Gene Ontology annotation, biological process: N-glycan processing. The record is from RefSeq and is a predicted model, not a curated record. Lineage: Eukaryota; Viridiplantae; Streptophyta; Magnoliopsida; Brassicales; Cleomaceae. Bases 145 to 2088 code for a protein of 647 amino acids.